This is a messenger RNA of Trifolium pratense (red clover), 2571 nucleotides long. RefSeq names its product F-box protein AFR. Lineage: Eukaryota; Viridiplantae; Streptophyta; Magnoliopsida; Fabales; Fabaceae. The transcript has a single exon. Bases 1242 to 2300 code for a protein of 352 amino acids. Gene Ontology annotation, molecular function: protein binding. The record is from RefSeq and is a predicted model, not a curated record.
GACUGAGAUAUUUAAAUAAUGUUAAAAAUGAUAUAUAAUCCAAACCGUGAUCACAAAUUCAACCGUUGUGAUCAAUUAUUGUGUAUAACUGCGUGUUUUUCCUACGCCAGCACAUCUCAAUCCCUACAAAUCUAAUCUUGGAUCAAAACUACCCUACACAUUCAUAUUCACAUAUAUACAUGCGGCUACAAAGCAAUUCCACCAAAGUAGACCCAUCCCCCAUCCCCAUCCUUUUGGGGGGAUUCCUUCCUUCACACCCACAACAAAGUACAACUAAGUAAUCACCAUUUGCCAAAAAAGAAUAAAUAAAAAAAAUAAUGGAAUCCAUAAAAGUCUAUCUUGAUGGUUCAUCUUAAAACAAAAAUGAUUAACACUUUUGUGUUGGCGAUAAUCAGCGCCCAACCUCUUGUGUUGUCUACACUCUCAUAUAUUAUUUCCUUACUUUCAUUCUUUAAUCAAAUCAUUGAACCUUUUCUUAAUUUUCUUCUCCAUUUCUCAAAAAACAAUAAAACAUCUCCCAAAUUCUUCUUCACCAGCCGGAAAUUAAGACAAAGUAACCAAAACAAACAACCUUAACUUCUCUUUUUCUCUUCUAGCCGCUACCUCCACUGUUUCUUUCUUCAAUUACGUCACUAGGACACUAACCCUUUUCUUUUGCCUUUUAUUCUUUAAUCAAAUCUAGUGAUCUAGUAAAUAGCAGACAUCACUGUAAAAUAUUCAACAAAUUUUAUCUUGUCUUGUAUACUAAUAUUUAGUAGACAAAAUUAUUUUGAUAUUUUAGACAAUUUAGUUUUUGUCGGUUCUCGACUUUCAAUUUGUCUACAAGUAGAUUUAAAAUUGAAUACACUAUAAUUGAAAUUUUCACAUCGAUUGUCUUUUCAGUUCUGAUUUUAGUCUUUUUCCGAUCACAAUCAAACCGUGAUUCUCCCUACCAAGUUCAGCGUCAAUCAUCACUGAACCAACUGAUGAUCGUUGCAUCGAUUGCCUUUGUUACUAACACGGAUUAUCAGGAAAUAUUAAUUAUACUCUGUCCUGUCCCUUUACACUUCACUAAACUCCAACCACCACCAAAUAUAUUAUACUAUUACUAAUCAAAUCACUAAAACCUAAUCUCUCUUUCACUUUUCCCUCCAUAAAACCCGUGUCGUUUCAUACAAACAUCUCUUUCAUCUCUUCUCUUUACAUACAUACAUACAUACAUAAACACCCAUUCAAAUUCACUUCUAAAAAACAUUAACAAAAUGGCAACUGUAGAAGAUGUGAAAGAAUUCAAAAAAGAGCAUCAAGAACUUAUUCCAGGUUUACCAAACGAAAUAGCAGAGAUUUGUCUUCUUCAUGUUCCAUAUCCAUAUCAACCUCUAGUACGCUCUGUUUCUUCUUCAUGGAACAGAGCAAUAUCAAAUCCAUCUUUUACACUCUCCAAAAAAACCCUCUCAAAUCCACACCUCUUUGUAUUAGCUUUUCACACAGUAACAUCCAAAAUUCAAUGGCAAUCGCUAGAUCCUUCUUCUAACCGUUGGUUUAUACUUCCUCCGAUGCCGCUUCCAAACGACACCGUUUGUCCAACCUCGUUUUCAUGUGCUUCGUUGCAACGUCAGGGUAAGAUAUUCGUCAUGCGAGGUACUUGUUCGGAAACGGAGACAUUCAUUUACCGUGCCGCGGUAAAUAAAUGGUUGAAAGUUUCGGAAAUGAUCACCGGGAGAAAAUCGUUUUUCGCGGCGGAGGAAGUUAACGGAAGAAUCGUGACGGUUGGUGAGAGUGGGACAGAUAUCUACGAUCCAGAGAAUGACACGUGGAAGAGAUGUUCGAAAUUUACCGGCGAAUUGGAUAGGUAUGAAAUGGUGGUUAACGGAGGGAAGUUGUACGUAACAGAAGGAUGGUGGUGGCCGUUUGCGGUUAGACCAAGAGGUUGGGUUUACGAACUGGAGAAUGACACGUGGCGUGAGAUGGGAGACGGAAUGAAAGACGGUUGGACAGGGGUGAGUGUUUCGGUGUGUGGGAGAGUGUUUAUGAUACCAGACGUUGAUUUAGCGAUGAAGGUUUAUGAUGAAGUGACUGACACGUGGCGGUGUGUGGGUGGUGAGAGAUUACCUAGAGAAAGAAUGAAGAAACCGUUUGUUGUAAGAGGUUUAGGUGAUAGAAUCUAUGUGGUGUCACUUGGUUUGAAAGUGGUUAUUGGUAGUGUUGUUGUUGAUGAUUCUGAUGAUGUGUGUGGUGUUAAGGUGACGUGGCAGGUUUUGGAGGGAACAGAAGUUUUUGGUGAAUUUGCACCUUCUAGUUGCCAGGUGAUGUAUGCUUGAACAACUACAAACAGUAACUGUUUUGAACUGGUGGACAGGGUGGACAUGUUUUUGUUUUUGUGUAUGAUUUUUGUUUAAUAAUGUUAAUUAAUCUUUCAAGUUCCAACAUGUUUUCCCAAUGCUUCCGCUUGGUGUUUUUUAAUUUCAAUUUGAGUGAGGGUUAAUGGAAUUGGGACUUGUUAAUUGAAAAUUGAAUCUGAUUUGAGGGUUGGCCUUGUCUCAUAAUUCAAAUGUUCAAUGUAAAAUACAAAUGGGGUCUAACUUCUAAGUA